Molecule: messenger RNA, 1725 nt
Organism: Postia placenta MAD-698-R-SB12
Lineage: Eukaryota; Fungi; Basidiomycota; Agaricomycetes; Polyporales; Adustoporiaceae
Exons: 16
Coding region: 1-1725 (574 amino acids)
Biological process (GO): secondary metabolic process
Molecular function (GO): CoA-ligase activity
Source: RefSeq, a predicted model, not a curated record
AUGAGUAACAUCUAUGGUCCUGGCGGUACCCUCCCUCCUAUUCCAGAUGAUCUGACAAUAGCACAGUUUAUUCUUGAUGCCGCGCAUGUCUCCAGGCCACAGGUAGUAACAUCAUGUCUGAUCGAUGACUCCACUGGACGCAAGACCAAGAUGGACGAGGUAUGCGUCCGGAUACGUACACGAGCACUUGCCCAAUCUCUCCAGACCCAUUGGGAUAUUGUGAAUGUACUCGAGAUUUUGUUCCUUGAAUGUUGUCUCGCAGACUACCCCGUUGCUGUUUGGGCUGUCCAUUUACUAGGUGGAAUUGUGACAGCUGCAAAUCCGGCUUAUACAACGGGUGAACUGGAACAUCAACUUGUGACUACUGAGGCAAAGCUCAUGAUUGUUCAUCCGGCGAGCUAUGCUGUGGCGCUUAGGGCUGCUAGCACUGCAGGUCUACCGAUGGAGAGGAUUAUUUUGAUAGAUAGUUUGAAAGAUGCGAAUUCUCGACCUCAUCAUAUCGUCCAGGAGUUGAUCACAGAAGGCUAUCAGCACCAUUCCAUUCUUGUUGAGAGCCGCUUCCGUCCGGGGGAAGGCAGAACGAGGCUGGCUUUUCUGAGUUUCUCGAGCGGGACAACAGGCAAAGCGAAGGCCGUGUGUAUCCCACAUUACGCCACAAUUGCAGCUGUGAUUCAACUCGCACAUCUAGUCAACUCACAACCUCGAUCGUCUGACGAGAGAAAAAUUCGUCCAGGCGAUGUGUGGCUAGCACACAUUUAUGGUUUGGUUGUCAUGAUGCAUUUCGCAUUCUUCUAUGGAGGCGCCUUGAUUGUCGUUCCGAGGUUCAAUUUCGUAGAGAUGCUAAAGAGUAUUGAGCGUUACCGAGUCAACGUCCUUCCAGUGGUACCUCCGCAAGUCGUUCUGCUCUGCAAGCAUUCUGAUGUCAAGAAUUACGACUUACGAUCCAUUCGAUUGCUAAUAAGCGGAGCCGCGCCGUUGUCUGCGGAACUCAUAACCCAGCUGUCCCAGAUACUUCCAUCUGCAAGUAUAGGACAAGGCUAUGGUAUGACGGAGGUGGUUGGCUCAAUAGCCUUCCCGCAGAUGGAGCAGAAAAUCGGGACACCCGGCAGUGCAGGCCGUCUUGUCCCAGGCAUGAUUGCCCGUGUAGUGCGCCCCGACGGAACUAUUGCCAAGAUAGGUGAACCUGGGCAUCUUCUGAUCAGUGGGCCCGCCACGGCAUUGGGGUACCUGAAGAAUGAGGAAGCCACCAAGGAGACAUUCGUAGAUGGAUGGGUGCACACAGGUGAUGAAGUUAUUAUCAACGAACAAUCGGAGAUCUUCAUUCUGGACCGUAUCAAGGAACUGCUGAAGGUGAAGGGGUAUCAGGUCGCGCCGGCAGAACUGGAGGGUCAUCUGUUGGACCAUCCAGACGUCGCCGAUAUCUGCGUCGUAGGCUUGCAGGACGAUUAUAGCGGCGAGCUUCCCCUCGCCUUCGUCGUCCCUAGCACAAAGGCCACUGAACGAAUCAAGCGGGACCCUGCCGAGGCGGAAAGAGUCCGGGCAAUUCUGAUGAAGCAUGUCGCCGAUGCGAAGGUCCAUUACAAGCGUCUGGCAGGCGGCGUCGAGUUUGUUGAAUCCAUCCCGAAGAACCCGAGUGGCAAACUCUUACGUCGUGUGUUACGAGAGCGUGCAAGGGAGAUGCAGAAGCAGGGCAAGCUGUCGAGUAAGCCCAGAGCGAAGCUUUAG